Molecule: messenger RNA, 741 nt
Organism: Entrophospora sp. SA101
Lineage: Eukaryota; Fungi; Glomeromycota; Glomeromycetes; Entrophosporales; Entrophosporaceae
Source: the annotation of a GenBank genome assembly
AUGAGAUUCCUUAUUACUGGAAACCCAGGGAUUGGGAAAACCUUAUUUGGUACUUGUGUUUUGAGGCUGGAAAAGGAAGCAUUUGUCAAAAAUUUCACAAAACCAGGAGAAUUUGUAGUCAGCACCCUUUAUAUGCCUACUUGGGAUGAAGAUGAAAUCAUGGAUUUGAACCUUAGUGGAAGGACAAAAGAGGGAUACCAAAAAAAAUUCUUGAUGUGUGGUGGAAUACCAAGAACGAUCAACAUUCAUUGGCUGGUUCAUAUUCAUAUUAACCUUCCUUUUAAUGUCAAUGAAGAGCUUGUUGAGUAUACCACCAAUCCAAAUAUUUAUAUACAACUACCACCUUAUACACAAUCAACUUUAUAUUUUGCAUCAAAAUAUGUUGGUGAUGAAGUGCUUGAUUAUUUAGAAGAACAAUACCAUUCCUUAUUAUGGCAAUUUAUCCAACACCCACCAUUAUAUCCUGUUGAAGAUGCCUUGAGAGGACAUCUGCUGGAAUCAAUUGCACACAAAAUAGUUCCUAAAAAUUUUGAUGCUGUAAUAGCCCCAAACAUUUUUUUUCAAAUCACUGUAGCAGAAAAACAUCCAAUUCUUCAAGCAGGAUUCAGACAACUCUUGGAGAAGUUUCAAAUAUCACAAGAUAAUAAAGCACAACUUUAUUUUAUUGUUCCUGAUUAUUUAUUUAACAACUUUAGAAAACAACCAUAUGUAUAUAACCAAAAAAAAAAGAUGAAUCAGUAA